This is a messenger RNA of Neospora caninum, 5610 nucleotides long. RefSeq lists its product as hypothetical. The record is from RefSeq and is a predicted model, not a curated record. Bases 1 to 5610 code for a protein of 1869 amino acids. Gene Ontology annotation, biological process: DNA replication initiation. Gene Ontology annotation, molecular function: chromatin binding. Gene Ontology annotation, cellular component: nucleolus. The transcript has 7 exons. Lineage: Eukaryota; Apicomplexa; Conoidasida; Eucoccidiorida; Sarcocystidae.
AUGGCGAUGGGAAAAAAAGGCAAGAGGCGCGUGUUGUCUAACGGAGAGGGAGGAGGAAACGCAAAGAAGGGGCAGGAUUCCCCUUUGAUUGAAAGGAUUUCUUGUGAGAAAAGGGUGGAGGAGUCAGGGGGCGAUGGUAGGAAGAGCGCGAAACCAGAUCUUCUUUCUCGGUUCGAACACGGCGCGAGACGCGACUUCUUCGGAGGGACGAAAUCACAGUCUUCUUCCGCAUUCCUGGCACUGAAGCGGAGCCUUUCUUCCGUUUCUGGCCGAGCUUCUCGCGACGGAAAGCCGCCUGCGAAACCCGCCUUAGACGGCACUCGACAGACCGAGGCCGCCCUCUCGCUGCCUGUCUAUACACCCCACGGGAAGUGGGCGCAGCGAGAAGGCGCCGAGCGAGAAGAGAAGGGGGAGCGAGACGUUUCCGCUUUCCUCCAAGGCGCGAAGCUCGACAAAAAUAAAAACGCGAAACGCAGAAAGCAGGCCUUCGAUGCAGACGCUUCGCACCACGAAGACCCAACGCCUGAGGCUGACUCUCUGAGGCCCUCGAAGAAACCGAAAACGCGAGAUCUCGCCUCUUCCUCAUCAUCUGUGCCUCCUCGUGAGGCGUACAAACCUCUGUUUGAUGUGGCAGAGACAGCGUGGAAGGUCGUUCGAAAGUGUCGUUCCUUGGCGGAGAGGCGCCGCGAGCUCGCCACGAUUUGCUCGGCGAUUCUGGGCGCGCCGGAAACCCACGUGAAGGAUUUCGAGGUGGUUUUUGCUUUCUUUUUUCACGCGAAAAAACGACAUCUGGACGUCUGCAGGACUUUGGCUGCGCUCGCUCGUGAGCGGGCCGCGCUCCUGCGGCGUCUCCCGAUGGAAGGCGAAGAAGUCGAGCGAUCGGCGAUUCCCCAGCUGCGCGCCUUGGCAGAGAAACGCCGCUUUCUGAGCACAACAGCAGAGGAAUGCGCGUACGUUGCUAGCGCCGCGCUCCUCUCUCUCGGGGCACUGUUGAAGGACGUUCUUCCCGGCUACCGCCUCGGUCUUGGCGGUGAGGAGGAAGACGAGGAAGAAGGCGAGAAGAAGGCGUUUCUCACGGGAAAAGCUGCCCUCAAAAGCUUCCGUCUGUCGAAGGAAGUCGAAAAACUCCGCUCCUUUGAGUCCCAGCUCCUCCAGGUGUACAGGCACUCCGUGCGGCUGAUCGAGACGGAGAUCCACGCGGCUCUCGCGGCCGACGCCCGAUGGCGCGGCGAGGCUGCCGGUGAGCGACGAGGAGGAAGAGGAGAAGGAGAAAACGAAGAAGACGGUGAUCGUGUGGAUGAUGCGGCUGGGGAGGGCGCAGAGAGACAGAAGAGAACAAAGGAGGAGACUCUCGCGUCGCUGUCGUCCUCGGCGUCGCUUCUCCACGCUGCCACGACUGCGCUCUGCGAGUUGGUUCGUGCGAGGCCGAAACUCAACGAAGGCGAUCGCCUCCUCAGCCUCUGUGUCCUCCUCGGGGGCGCAGCCUCCGGUCGAGCUGCAGAAGAAGAGGCAGAGGGAGGGCGGGGGAAGAAGGGAGAGAGAGAGCGCGCAGGAAGGCGGUUGAGGAGAUGUGUGCAGGAGUCGGCUUUGAAGUGCUGUGCGUGUCUGCGCGAGUUGGUCGCCGACGACUCGUCGCUGGAAAUCGUUCUCGCCAUCGCCAACGAGAUGUCGAGACGCCUCGAUGAAGCGGAGAAACGCCGGAAAGGCAGAGAGGCAGAGCGCGAAGCGGUUGCCGGUCUCAGUGCGCCGCUUCUGGAUAUUCUCCUCAGUCUGCGCCUCAGAGAAAAAGAGAUGGCAGCUCUGCGAGGCGACGAGCGCCUUCCCGAGAAGGCCGACAAGCAACUGAAGCAAAACUUACGUCUCGGAUUCAUUCACACAGAGAAGAAGGUCUUCAAAAAGCGAGAGGCCGCCUUGCUUGAACGCCUCUUCAUCAUCUUCCUCAGGAUUUUGAAGUCGCUCGAGCGGCAACCGCCUUCGCUGGUCACGGCGGCCUUCCGCGGGUUGGUCUGUUUCUCCUCUCAUAUCAACGCAGAACUCCUCAGCGAGAUUCUUCUUCUCUUUCAAGAGCUCCUCCUCCGGCCUUCCGCCAGCGCCACGGAGCAACUCUCCUCCGUUCUCUCGUCGUGGGGUGGAGACAGCGGAAAGCGGGAGGGAAGGAAAGCGAAGCGCGCACUGCGCGACGAAGAGGAAGAAGGCGAGCUCUCGCCACAUCUUCAAAAGUUCCCUGAAGUCGCAGCCGCAGCGAUCGCCACGCCUCUUCUCCUCCUCCAGCGCGUGAACGCCUUGCUCCAGACGGACGUCUCCUGGCUAGCAAGAGCGCUCUGCGAUUUGAUCGCCUCUUCCGUGCCGCAGUUCGCUGCCGGUGCCGCGCCUGUCUCGUCUGCGUCGCCCUCUGCGUACCUUCCUACGUCUUCUCUUCUCCAACCCUUUGACGCCGGCGCAUCGCCUUCGUCCUUCCUCGCGUGCAGUCCCUUUUCCGCUCUCGAGCCGGAAUUCGCCGCGCGGUGUCUUGAGUGCCUGGACUUGUUUCUGAAGGCGCCGCAAAUCUGGGGAGGCAAAGAGGAGCAGCACGAGGCCGCGCGCUUCGUGGAUCGCAGCCGCGCGACUUCCAAGGGGCACGCCGCCGUGCUCCGGCCCCUCGACGAAAUCGACUGUUACCCGUAUAUAAGCCGAACGGGUGGUGGAAUCGGAGGCGGGCUUCAUCGGCAGUCGCUGGACGGGGCACUGCAGGCUCUGCGCGAGCUCGUGCGCGUUGCUGCUCUCGGGGACCUUUUCAUUGGAGACGCGGUUCUCGCAAAGGUCUUUGAACUUUUGGAAAAUACGCCGCGCCUCCAGAGCGCAGUGGAGAGCGACGGCAUCGUGCUGAAGGGCGGCAGCUCCUCUCUCUCUCUUCACUUCCCCCUCUGUCUGCUCUCUUCGCAUGUCCACCCGAGGGUGCGCGCAACCGCGGCGAAGUGCUUGCGCCUCUCGACUGAGGACGACGUCGUCCCGCGUCUCAAGAGAAAAGAGCAACAACUCUUCCUCUCUCCCGCUUCGCCUCCGUUCUCUGCUCCCUUCUCGUCCUUUUCUCCCCCGUCUUCUGUAGGCUCCGGGUCAGACAGUGCCUUUGCUCGGAUCUCCGGACCUGUCGCGUCUCCUUCGCAUUCUUCGGUUUUAACGCAAAAGAAAGACGCGUUUUCUUGUGAGGGCGACACCGACGAGGAGGCAGCGAUGAGCGAGGACGAGCGGAGAGAGAGAGAGGCGAGAAGCCGGGCGUUUUUGGAGGAGGCGGAGAAGGACAGGCAGAAGCAGGCGGCGCGAGACUUCCGAGAAGGACAGUGCAACAAAAACGUCUCGACGGCAGAAGACUUCAGCUUUUUCUGCGCAUCAGACGACGAGGCGUUUCUCCAGUUUGUCUUCGGCUCAGCGCCGCCGCCUCUUGCCUCGCUGCCGCGGAAGAAGAGAAAAGAAGAAAAGAGCAAGAAGCAAGACCAGAAAGAAGACGCUGGCACUGCGGCUGCGACCGAGUGCCCGCGGGCGGUUUGCACGGCGGCGAAGUCGGCGAAGAAGAAAAAGAAGAAGGCGAAGAAGAGAAGCGUGAGCGAAGGCGGGGCCUCGGGAGGUGAGGUUGAGGGCGAUGGCGCCGCCGCAAAUGCCACAAAGAAGAGGAAUGAGCGCGACGAAGACGCAGAAAGACUCUGCGAGUUUGGGCAGAAGCCGGGCGAAGCAGAGGCCGCGCUGGAGACUCCUCGCGAGGCUUCGGGGCCUGCGAAGAAGAAGAGAAAGAAGAAGAAGAAGGCCGCAGUGGUGAACGGGGAUCCGGAGAAGGGCGAAGAAGCAGUUAGAAGCCUCCACCAAGAGGCGCUAGUCGAGAAAGCGGAGGCUGGCGAGCAAGCGUCGGGUUUCCUUUCUUCUGUGGGUCUUUCUGUGGUGGAGGAGGGACAGAGGAGAAGCGAAGACGGCGAAGAAAACGCACAGGAAAUUGAAGCAGGCCCCUGCGACGACGACGACGACGCAGGCGGCCCUUCUGUCGUCGCUUCUCAGCCUCCGACGGGCGACGAGAGAGAGGAAACGCCCGCGAAACAUAGGGAAGAGGCGGAAGACCUCGGAGGUGAGGCAGGACAGGACGAACGGGCGGAGACGCCGGCUCACGCCGAUGUGCCUAACGGAGACGCGAAGGCUGCGUGUGGAAACAGACAAAGCGAGCGGGCGAAUCCGCAGAGGAGUGCCCAGGAGAGGCAAAGUCGAGGAAGCGAGGGAGAAGACGACGAAGCGAGAGAGGCGCACGCGGGAGGAGUAGCGGACCGGGAAGUGGCCGACGUUCGCGAGGAAACCGCCGCGGCAGCUGAGGAGGGAAGGACAGCGGCCGUGGAAGAAGCCGCGGAAGUCGAGGACGCAGGAGACGCGAACGAACAGACGGAAGAGAAGGACAACGAGAAAGAAGGGAAGAUGGAAGAGAAGCCCGCGAACGACGAGCAGCAGCACGUGGAAUCAACACAGGACGAGGAUCCCCUGACAAUGCGAAAGAGCCUCACCAAAGAGGACGCUGCAGGCGCUUCGUCCGGGGCCGCGGAUGCGACGAAACACAGAGAGGAAGCGCGAGUGCUGGCUGACGAGGCGCGUGCUGGGAGCGAAAGCCAGGAGGGUGGAGCAUCGCGUGGAGAACUAGAGGCACGCGUGGACGCGGCAGAAAGCGAGGCCGAGAAGGGAGGCGCGUCAACUGCCCAUGAGGGCGAGAAGGCAACGCAGGAAAUCGUCUCGACAGCCAGCGCAACCGUGGCUCAUGAGGAACUGGCUACGUCCCGAGAGUCGCAGUGUGCGUCUGCGUUUUCUUCCGCCGCUCCACCGUCGUCGGGUCUUAACGCGUCUUCCCCGUCUUCAGGUCCCUGUAGGAGGCUCUGUGACGACAAGGAAGAUCCCGACGAGAUGCACAAGCGCAGCCCGGCGCGGCCUUCUCGUACCCCUGUGGCGCCUGGCCCAAAACCCGCCGAGUUUUCUGCAUCCGACCCUCGUCCUCGGGGGUCUACCCUGUCCUCUUCGAAUCCGCCGUCUCCGUCCAGCGCUGUCGCUUCUCGGUUCGCUUCUUGUCUGUCCUCUUCUCUCGCUGCUUCGCCUGCGUUCUGUUCCCCGUCGGCAUCGCCCUCUUCGUUUCUCGCGUCGGCACGUCCACCCGCUUCGACCGCCUCUCUCGCUCCGCCUCCUGCGAUGGCGGCUCCUGUCACUUCCUUGGCCGCGGUUUGCUGUGGGCCACGCCGCUCCUCUUCCUCGGCUUCGCCGCGUGCGUCGGUCGCUUCUCUGUCCGCUGGAGCGGCGCCUUCGCCCCCCGGUUCUUCGUCCACAUCUGCUUCUCGCCUCGCCUCUCCGCCACCUUCGAAUCGGCCAUCCUCUCGCGCGCUCUCUCCCACCUCAUCCGGAUCUUCAUCCGCGUCUUCUGUUUCAUCUUCCUCCUCUUCCUCCUCGCCGCCUUCAUCUUCCUCUUCUUCACCUUCCUCGUCUUCACCUUUUUCUCCUGUUGUUCGCACGCCUGCUACCCGCGCCUCUGUUUCGGGUCUCUCGUCGUCGGCCGCUACAGUGUCUAGACAGCAAAGCGCUUCGCCUGAGUCGUCGGGGAAGAGGCGAGCUUCGUCGUAG